Messenger RNA from Didymodactylos carnosus, 684 nucleotides. The record is from the annotation of a GenBank genome assembly. NCBI's taxonomy places the organism in Eukaryota, Metazoa, Rotifera, Eurotatoria, Philodinida, Philodinidae.
AUGAGUAAGAACUUCAUGUGCAUGGAGACAAAUCUUGAGUCUCAAUCUGAGUCUGCUCGGAAUACCGCAACUUCGUUACAUUCUAAAAUACAAAAUGCACAACAAUCCUACAAGACGUUACCGAAAUCCGAACCCACAUCAAACAAUCAACCGUCAGACACUUUGCCAGAAACCGAAGAAAUCAUAUUUCUUCGGCUUGAUCCGUAUCUUGAAGGCGAAGAACGCGAAAAGUAUAAAAACCUCGCCGCUCCAUCACUGUGGAAGUUUUAUCACAACGCAAAUGACUGUGAAAAUCUUUUACGAAGCGAAUGUCGAGGAAAACAUGUUUUUUUAAUAUCAUCUGGUCAACUCGGUCAACAACUCGUGCCGACUGUUCAUGAUCUACCACAGCUUACUGCUGUUUACAUCCAUUGUGGUGACAUUGACCGGCAUCAGAAAUGGAGUCGUAAUUUUAAAAAAGUGAAACUUGUUUGCUGGGAUGAUGGCAAAGAGUUAUUUUCUCACCUGUUCAAAGAUGUUAUACAACUGCACAUUGAUAUUGGAGAUAAAUAUAUGCGAGAAAAAAAGCGUCCAGAAGCAGUCGAUAGUUACAGUGAGGCAAUGCUGAAAUAUGAAGAAGUGCUCACAGAAAAAGAUCCAGAUUUUAAAUCGUUGGUUGACAAGUUGUUGAAAAAAAUGGCAUAA